AUGAACGCUAAAUGGCCAACAGCUGGUAAAGUCGAUCAAUCAUCAUUACGACCAACACAUACAAUAAUAUUUAUUGCACAUUCAUAUCCAUCACGUAAUGAUAUAACAUCAUUAGAUCAAUAUUUAUCAUUUGAUGAAUAUGAAAUUUUACAAUUAAAUCAAAAUUAUCUUCGACGUACACUUAAUGUCGAACAACUUGAUAUUCGUUUAACUGAUGAUAAUAACACGGAUACAACAAUGUUAAAUUAUUUAGAAGAUAUCGUACCUGAUAAACCAUUUGUACAUCUUCGUCAUUAA
Molecule: messenger RNA, 297 nt
Organism: Rotaria sordida
Lineage: Eukaryota; Metazoa; Rotifera; Eurotatoria; Philodinida; Philodinidae
Source: the annotation of a GenBank genome assembly